AUUUCAUGUGUUCAACCAAUAUCCACCCCUCACAGCUUCAACUCUGUUGUCCCCCCCACCUCUCCCCUUGCAGUGUAUUUUCCUGUCCGGUCCACUAGGGUUUGCGUUUGAACGAUGCAGACGGUCCCUUGCCCCGACUGUUCCCCCCUCCCCCACUAGCUGAGCUCCUGUUCCACUCAAAGAUGGCGUCAGCUUUGGAGCCUCUGGUCUCUGGCUGCAUUUUUGGGCUUGUUGUUGUCUCUGAUUCGAAUGAAUUUUGGCACAUUCUACUCGGCAACUCGACACGAAAUCACGAGUGCGUUUCCUGUUGAAGUGCAAUUGGCAUGAAGGUGAUGAGCCCUCGCUGCUCCAUGGGGUGUGAUAUCUGUUCCCUUCCAGGCCUUAGAACAGGUGGAUACCGCUAGGGAGAGAGGAAAGAGAACGACUAGAGAACGACUGGAGCUGCGUGGCUGAAAGACAUUUAAGUCCUCCUGGACUUCCCAAACACUACAGCUGAUCUUCAACUCAAGAUGACGGUCACAGUUCCAACAUCACAUUGAGAGCCUGUUAUUUACAUUGAUUGGAGACUGAAUCAACAGGUUUCUAUCUGUUUCUCCCUCUGUCCUUUUGAAACAGUUGGAGAUACCUAAGUGUUAUUGUGAAAGCCGCCGUAGUGUGCGAGUCAGUCCUCCACAGCUCCAGAGUUAGUGUAGUAUCUGGUGCUCCACAACACUGCUCUCCCUCAGGCUAACUGACCCUACCGGGAGAGGGUAGUGGGUGACCAGGUUUUAUUUGGGGGGGGGUGGGUGGGGUGGGCUAUGCUAUGGUGAGCUGCUCCCUGCCGUGCUGCUCGUGCUUAGGCUCUGAGGGACUCUGUGCAGCCCCGGGACAAAGGAUAGUCCUUGGGCAGAGGGGCGAGGAGGAGGAGGCGGCGGCUUAGGCCGCAGGACGCUUACCUUUGCCCGCCACGGGUGUUAGCGUGUGUGUCGUCAUCGUGACCUCCAGCCACAGCCAUGGUGAAGCUGGCCAACCCGAUGUACACCACCUGGAUCCUGGAGGCCAUCAAGAAGGUGAAGAAGCAGAAGCAGAGGCCGUCGGAGGAAAGGAUAUGCAACGCUGUGUCCAUGUCCCACGGGCUGGACCGCAAGACUGUACUGGAACAGCUGGAGCUCAGCGUCAAGGAUGGAACUAUUCUCAAAGUGUCUAACAAGGGGCUCAACUCCUACAAGGACCCAGAGAAUCCCGGCCGCUUGGCCUUUCCCAAGCCCUGCCUGGGCAGCGGUGAAGGGGAAGGAGACGGAGAGGAUGAUCAUCAUGAGGAUGGGGGUCAUGGGGGAAGCCACCAUCACUCUGGGAAGAAACCAGGACUGGACUGGAACAAGCUGAUCAAGCGUUCCCUGGAGGGGCUUCAUGAGCCAGGGGGCUCCACCCUAAAAAGUGUUGAGCGCUUCCUCAAGUGCCAGGGUGACGUGGCGGCCUACCUGUCCGGCAGUGGCUCCAUGGGGCCCGGCCUGUUCCACCAGCAGCUGAGGGUUGCACUGAAGCGGGCGUGUGCCCACGGUAGAGUGGCCAAGAAUGGGCUGCUGUUCCGCCUCAUCAGCCGCAGCUCCCAGUCAGAUGGGACGGGUACUGUGGUGCUGGACUCCCUGCCGCCCGUCCGCCUCCUGCCACACGAGAAGGACAAGCCUGUGGCAGAGCCCAUCCCUAUCUGCAGCUUCUGCCUGGGGACCAAGGAGUCGAACCGCGACAAGAAGCCAGAGGAGCUCAUCUCCUGUGCAGACUGUGGCAACAGCGGCCACCCGUCCUGUCUGAAGUUCUCACCGGAGCUCACGGUGCGAGUCAAAGCUCUGUGGUGGCAGUGCAUCGAAUGCAAGACCUGCAGCAACUGUCAGGAUCAAGGCAAAAACGCGGAGAACAUGUUGUUCUGUGACUCCUGUGACCGGGGCUUCCACAUGGAGUGCUGUGACCCCCCACUGAUGCGGAUGCCAAAAGGCAUGUGGAUCUGUCAGAUGUGUCAGCCCAGGAAAAAGGGCAGAAAGCUCUUACAUGAAAAGGCAGCACAAAUCAAACGGCGCUACAACGCACCACUGGGACGACCCAAGAACAGACCAGGCCGGCCCUUCAAGAAGCUGGGUGGGCCAGGUGGGCGUGGCCGGCGGAAGGCGGACCGUCGCUCACAGUGCUCCUCCCCGCGCUCGUCGUCCAGCUCGUCCUGCGAGGGUUACCCUGGCGACGAUCGGCUGCUGUUCUCCCUGCGGGAGGACUCGUCGGAGCAAGGCGGCCUGCGCUUCAACAGGAAGACCAAGGGCCUGAUUGAUGCCCUCACCAAGUUCUUCACGCCCUCGCCAGACGGACGCAAGGCCCGGCACGAGGUGGACUACUCCCAGCAGUACCGCAUCCGUAAGAAGGCCAUACGUAAGGGAGAGGGCGACGACAGGACAGACAAUCAGGACAGUAGUGACUGGCGCGAGGAUGAGGACAAGCUGCCAGGACAUGAGAACCUGACCGAGAAAGACGUGGAACUCUUCAGACGCAUCCAGGAGCUGGCACUACAGAAAGUCGGGGUGACCGGCCCUCCAGAUCCCCAAAUGCGCUGCCCGUCUGUCAUCGAGUUCGGCAAGUUUGAGAUCCAGACUUGGUACUCUUCUCCGUACCCACAAGAGUACAGCAGGUUGCCUAAGCUCUACCUGUGUGAGUUCUGCCUGCGUUACGUCAAGAGUCGCAGCAUCCUCUUCCAGCACAUGAGGAAGUGCGCCUGGUUCCACCCUCCAGCCGACGAGAUCUACAGGAAGGACGACGUCUCCGUGUUCGAGGUGGAUGGGAACAUGAGCACAAUCUACUGUCAGAACCUGUGUCUGUUGGCCAAGCUGUUCCUGGACCACAAGACGCUGUACUACGACGUGGAGCCCUUCCUCUUUUACGUUCUCACACAGAACGACAGCAAGGGCUGCCACCUGGUGGGCUAUUUCUCCAAGGAGAAACACUGUCAACAGAAGUACAACGUGUCCUGCAUCAUGAUUCUUCCCCAGUACCAGCGCAAGGGCUACGGCCGCUUCCUCAUCGACUUCAGCUACCUGCUGUCCAAGCGGGAGGGCCAGCCCGGCUCCCCAGAGAAGCCCCUGUCAGACUUGGGGCGGCUGUCCUACACGGCCUAUUGGCGCAGCGUGGUGCUGGAGUGUCUCCAUGAGGUCCGAGACCGCCAGCUCACCAUCCGACGCCUCAGCAAGGUCACGGGCAUCUGCCCCCAGGACAUCACCGCCACGCUGCACCACCUCAACAUGCUGGAGCAGAGAGGGGAGCGGCUAGUCCUGGUGCGCAAGGAGAAGCUGGUGUCCACCCACAUGGUUCGCCUCAUCGCCAGGCCCCGGCUGCUAGAGGUGGACCCUGACUCUCUCCGCUGGACCCCCGUCAUCAUCACCAACACUGUGGUGUCGGAGGGAGAGGAGGAGGAGGAGGAGGGAGAGGAGGACACCUGCAAGGAGAUCAAGCCUAGCCACAAGGUGUCUCCGUUCUCCUGGCUCAUCCGAGGAGGCGAGGAAGAAGAGGAGAGAAAGUGCUUCCCGGGGUUCCCCGCUAGCCAAAGCUCUCCGGCCUCCUCCCCAGUCCGCUGCCCUUUGCCCAUCCCCGACCACCGCCCCCCUCCCCCCGCCAACGGAGAGCGCCGGGGCAGGGGCCGCCCGCCCAAGAACUGGCCCUGGGGCAAGGUGAAGGAUGGGCCGCGGGCCGAGAGGCGGCCGGGCCCGGGACGACCCCCAAAGAGCCGGGUGGAAGUGCAGGAUGAUGAUGAUGAUGAGGAGGAGGAGGACAGAACUGAGGGCACUAAUGCCAGCCCCACAUUCGGCAGCAGCCCACCCUCCCUCUUCUCCUCAGACAGGCAGCAGGCAGAUUCUACAGGCACCAUCAGGCCCCUGGAGAUGCUUGGCAGGCAAUCUGUUGUCCCACCCCCACGCAGCAGAGGGCGGCCUCCCAGGAAGAAGAGGGGCUCCAAGCGCAGGCUGAGUGAGGGGCCCGGGGAGGCCUUGCCCCAGUUGCCCCUGUCACCCAGGCUCAGCGACCUGUCGCCGGUCAGACGGAACUGCUUCAGUGAAAGCAGCGAGGAAGAGGAUGGCGACGAUGACGUGGAGACGGGGGAUCACUCCCCACCCAUCCUCACAAAACCCACCAUGGGGCUCAAAUGCAAGAAACCGUUGAGGAAGAGGCGCAUGCGUCAGCGCAGCCACAGCCACAGCCACGCCCAUAGCAGCGUGGUGACCGAGACCAUCUCCGAGACCACAGAGGUGCUAGAUGAGCCCUUCGUGGACUCUGACUCUGAGAGGCCAAUGCCCCGGCUGGAGGAGGAGACCCCCCUGAGGCGCUACCCCCCGGGCCGCUCCGCCCUCCGACACACGGACCCUACGGCCAAGCGGGGCCGACGAGCCAGUCUCACAGAGUCUGAGGAGGACGAACCCACUCCUGUUCUGAAGUCAGUUGCCUCCCUACGGAACCCAGAGCCCACGGCCUCCGCAGACACCCCAGAGUCCCCCGUCAAGAAGAAGAAAGGCUGGCCCAAGGGCAAGCCCCGCAAGCCCCUGCACUUGAGAAAAUGGCCGGGCAUACCACCUGGCAGCGGGGCCAACCAGAACGCAGGGGACACCAGUCUGACCACCUCGGGCGACCCUCCGCCCCCCAAGGUCAAGAUGAAGCCGGGCCCCAAGCCCCGGAGCUGGUACCUACAGCGGGCCCAGGAGGAGGCCAAGAGGCAGGAGGCAGAGCGACCGAGGCUGGGUCUGGGAGGGGGGCAGCAGCUAGACAAGCAUCCCAAGCAGCUAGAGGACCGAGCCUGCAAGAGGUCCUCCAGAGCUGCAGCUACCGACAAUGACAAACGCAAAGACUCUGAUGAAGAGGACGACUACCCCCCCAAGCCCGUGGAGCAGAAGAUCCCCAAGAGGCGGGGGCGACCGCCCAAAAACCCAUCCCUGCUACAACAACCCGUCCCUAAGCCGCUCCCUGUCUCGGAGCCAGAGGAGGAGGAGACAGAGAGGGGCUGGGUAGAGGACAAACAGAGCCAUCCACCGACCCGCUCCCUGCUCUCCCCGUCUUCUACCGGAGGCCCCAGUGCCCCCCAGCCCAGCAGGCCAGACAAGAACAGAGACAUGGCUGACAGGGAGGAUGAGGAAGACGAGGAGAGGGAGGACGAGGAGUGUGCAAGCCUGGGCAGCAGCAGCAGGAGGACCGUGGCAAUGCCAGGCUCGGGGAGCAGACGCAGCGAAGACCAUGAUGCAGAUGACGAAGGAGACGGACACCUGGAGGACAAGAGCAACAGCAAGAAGAGGAAGAGCCAGGACUCUGAGGAGGAGGAAGAGCCUGCCUCCCCCGCCUGCUCUCCGCCCGUCAAAGAGGAACCCCAGGGUGGGGAAGGUUUUUUAGACAUGCAGGGAAGCGUGCAGGCCAGAGAUGCCUAUGUCAGCAAGCAAGAGGAGGAGGACGAAGAGGAGAACGACGAAGAGGCGGAGGAGGAGCUGCAGGAGGUGAAGUGCCGGCCGCUGGACGCAGCACAGGACGAGAGGAGGCGGCGGCGAGAGGCGGAGGAGUCAGCAGCGGCAGCUGCGGCGGUGGAGACUGUGACAGCCAUCUCAGUCCCCUCCGAGCCCCUAGAGCAGCAGCCGCUGCACCCCGAGGACAAGGCUGUCACGGUGCUGAUUGAGCCCCAGCACCCCCACCAGCACCCACACCCCCAUCAGCACCCCGACUCCUUCAAGGAGGAGCUGACCCACCACCAUGGGUCCCACCACGGCCAGCACCACCACAACAACGAGCUGGACCUGGAGACGGUGCAGGCGGUCCAGUCUCUGACCCAGGGAGAGGCCCAGGACGAGGAGCCAGAGAGCCACGGGGUCUCCCACGGAGCCUACCAGGAUUGUGAAGAGACGCUGGCCGCCUGCCGCACCCUGCAGAGCUACAGCCACGCCGGGGAGACAGAGGAGGAGGCUACCCACCUGGCUUUGGUGGAGGAGUGUGGAACCUCCCAACACAGCAGCCCCCUACCCCAUACCAACCCCCCCAUGACCCCCUUACCCAGCCAAUCAGUCCGCUCCGUCAACAGCCCAGCAGGCGUGACUCCAGGAGGGGUGAUGGAGUCUGGGCUGGGGCAGCAGAGAGAGGGCACGCCAGGCCCUACUGGGGGAACAGGGGGAGGGGUGUACACCCAGAUCACCCCUGAGCACCCCAGCUCUCUGUCAGCACCGUCCCUGCAGAACAUGGAGACCAGUCCCAUGAUGGACGUGCCGUCGGUGUCGGACCACUCCCAGCAGGUGGUGGACAGUGGAUUCAGUGACCUGGGUAGCAUCGAGAGCACCACAGAGAACUAUGACAAUCCCAGCAGCUACGAUUCCACCAUGGGCAGCGGGGGAGGGAACAACAGCGGUAACCAUGCGGUCGCCUCGACCUCGUCGGCGGCGGGCUCUUCCUCUAACUCGGCCACGCCCUCCUCACAGGGCAACAGCUGCUCCUUUGUCCCGGCGCCCGGCCUCACGUCUCCCAGCGGCGCCGUGACAUCACAGCUCGCCAUGGGCAGCUGCAGCCUCAUCCAACAGACCGGGCCAGGGCCCAAUAAUGGUCCGGGAGCCAACAUGGGUGGCAACAACAGUGUGUCUCAGCCUCCGCUGCCACCCCGUCCGCCGUCUGUUAACACCCACCAAGGCAUCAAGUCCCCUCAGAGCUUUGUGAACGAGAGGCCGCCCAGCGCCAGCCAGCAGUCCCAGAAAAAAGUGCAGCAGCCCCCUCAGCAGCAGCAGGCUCCCAACCCCCAGCCCUCGGCCCCUCCAAACCCCCACACGCCCCAGCAGCAGCAGCCCCUAUCCCAGUGCAGUAUGGGGAAUGGCUUUGGCUCCACGCCAAUGAUCAUGGAGAUCCCUGAGAGUGCCUCCCAGGGUGGGGGCCGCAGCCUCUACGAGCGGAUGGGCCAGGACUUUGGUGCAGGGGGUUACCCCCAGCCCUCGGCCACGUUCAGCCUGGCUAAGCUGCAGCAGCUCACCAACACCAUCAUGGACCCCCACGCCAUGCCCUACUCGCACUCGGCCUCUGUCACAUCAUACGCCACCAGUGUUUCUCUGUCUAACCCCGGUCUGGCCCAGCUUUCCCCCUCACCACACCCUCCCUUAACCCAGGGCCAGGCCACCAUGAGCCCCCCUCCACAAAUGAGCUCUGGCUCCAUGAACCUGGGCUCCCUGCAGCUGCAGUGCAACAUGCCCACAGGCAACAUUGGCCUGCCUCCCCCGCCCCACACCCAGAGGCUGCAGGGCCAGAUGGCCACAGUGAAGGGCCACAUCGCCAUCCGCUCCAAGGCCCAGCUGGCCCCCGCUCCCUCCCCGCACCAGCAGCAGCUGUACGGCCGCAGCUCUGGGUCCGUGGCCAUGCAAGGCUCGCCCCGUACCCUGGCCGUGCAGCGCAGUAUGAUGCCCAACCUCAUGCCCACGCCGGCCGGUUACAACACCAUGAACAUGAACCAGCUGAACGCCAUGUCGGCCGGCUACCGCAUGCCACAGCCUAUGAUGAACAGCGGUUACCAUGGGAACCCCCCUUACAUGAACCAGCCCGCCCAGUACCCCAUGCAAAUGCAGAUGGGCAUGAUGGGGGGGCAGGGGUACCCGCAGCAGCCUAUGCAGCCCAAUCACCACGGCAACAUGAUGUACACGGGCCCCACCCACCACAGUUACGCCGGCGUCCCCAAACAGUCGCCUUACAUGAGCAGAUGAGUAGAGAACCCCACAGCAACGCCGCAGCUCUGAAGAGAUGGGGGACACUCUCCGACCUGGCACUCUGAUGUAGGGAGGGACUCUGCUGUCGCCUCUCUUUACUGUAUUACUUGGUGUUGAAUCCACCCUCUCCAAAGCCAGAGCGAGCAUAAGGGGAGAGCAAGGGGAGACUAUUUUCAAUGUUUUGUAUGUGUAAUUUUGUUCUAUUCAGUUGGAUUCAUCCCCCACCCCCAAGCUGGCUGUGUAGGGAGUAUGCUGGCACGAUACAUAACGUGUAACUGGACCUCUGGUACUGUCUGGCAGACUGCACUAGUCUAGUCAGACCUACACGACACGCUCCUCUCUGGCACAGUUUCUACGCUAACGGAAGGCUCCCCUCCACUGUUUACUGGGAGGAGAGUGGAGGAGGAAGAAGAUGGGCUGAAACAUGGACUUUGGAGGACCUUACAUUGUCAAAACUGAGAGGUUAACUAAAUAUAUUAAACCAUGCACACAAUAUUGUAAUUGACAUAGGAAGCCUUAACUUGGAAAAAAAGAGACUGAUUAUAAUUGUAGAUGGACAUUUCUUUCAAUAUAUUUGAAUACUUUCAUUGUUUUUAUUUUGACAACCGUUGAAAACAACUUGCGUGCAGUCCAACCUCUCUAUGCUUUGGUCUUGAAGUAAGGCAUACUGAAUUGGUGGUACACCCUCUAGCGCCCACACACACACACACUCUCUCUCACUCUCACACACACACUCACACACACACACCUCUCCAUUGCCACUUGGUGAGCCGGGGCACUUCAGUCUCAGAGUUGAGAUUCAUGGGUCCUAAGUGUCACAACAGUGUCAGGAGUCUGUCUUCCUGGUAGGAGGGUGUGUAUCUGGGGGGGGGCACCACUCCACCCAGGAUGCUGUAGCUGUUCGUUCUGGAAUGUUUCGAUGUAAAUAUUCUGCUACUUCCUGUCGAUUCACAGUCCAGCAUUGUCAGUCAGUGAGCCAGCUAGUCUCCCCUCAGUGGCAGGCAAAAGACAUUGCAGCACUUACAUUUUAUUUUAAAAAAAUAAUAAUGUUGGUCACACUCUACAGAAGGCUAUUAUUAGGCUAGGUGUAUGUCUGUCAUCCCCAUGCAGUUUACCUUCCAGGGAAAGAGAUGAGGUCUGCCAGGUGGAGUAACUCACUGCUUUAAGGAAAACCAGCUGUUGGAAAUGAGCUGAGCCACUUCAUUCAAGUGUUAGUAACCCACAAACCGAGGUCAAGGCAUCCUCUCUGAACACUGUUUUCUGUUAAAAGGAGUCAAUCUGUGCAAGUCUGCAGUGCACUUCCAUUGAUUAGUAGAGAUGUCUGCGCUCUAUGGACCAUUGACAUACGGAGAGGUGGCCAAUGCCAAAUACUGUGCAUUGUGUACGCCUUGCCCCCCCACACACACAGACAUCUGGAUGGUCACUGUGUUAGGAUGGGACGGGUGGUGGAGGAAUUGACCCAGUUGUCUCAAUGUUCCAGUAUUCAAAGUCAAAAUGAAGAUGCUUUUCUUAGACCUGACGUUUUCAUAUAUUAUUUGUUUUUUUGUUUUUUUAAUUUCUCUGAACUUUAUCAGACUGGGCAGCUUUCUUUUAUGACACAAGCUGACUCUUUUUGACUUUAGAAAACCUAUUGUAGAGAAUGUUUUUUCUAUAAUAUAAAAAAUAAAUAUUCUGACAUUGGUACUGUCAUUUUUUUCACUUCUGUUUCAGGAAAAAAACUACAUUUUUUAGCUCGACUCUUGAGGUAAUAUUAUUAAGAAAUUCAAAACAAAAAAAAAAUCUCACUUUUAGUGAAUUUAAGAUGCCUUUUAACCUCUCCAUUCCAUCUCAUCUCUAGAGUUUUCUAUCUUUGUGUAGUAUAUUAAUGCUAUUUUAAAACAAAAGGAAAAAACAUAUCUGAAGGCCACUUAGCCGUUCUUUUGUUUUGAUUUUCUUUGUGUGUGUGUGUGUAUAGGACGACUUCCUUGCGUUUUAAGAGGCAUGUAAAAAUGAGCUCAGUAUAUUUGUCUGUUUAUAUCGCUUCCCUUUUUGUAUCCUUUGUAAUUGUACAUGGUGCAUUGUGAGCUAAGAGAGUACAAGAUAGAGGUGAGGCUGGCUGGGUGCAUAGCGAUGGUUUAUAGUGCCCUGCUGCCUCUGUCUCUCUACUUUGUCCCUGUAUGUAUUUCCAUUUAUUUGUUUUUCUUUCUUAGCAAGUACUUUCAAAGAACUCUGUACAUUUUAACAUAAAACAAAAAUAAAUUAUGUUGAGCCAUG
Molecule: messenger RNA, 9968 nt
Organism: Oncorhynchus keta (chum salmon)
Lineage: Eukaryota; Metazoa; Chordata; Actinopteri; Salmoniformes; Salmonidae
Product: histone acetyltransferase KAT6A-like
Exons: 17
Coding region: 993-7712 (2239 amino acids)
Biological process (GO): regulation of DNA-templated transcription; nucleosome assembly
Cellular component (GO): MOZ/MORF histone acetyltransferase complex; nucleosome
Molecular function (GO): histone acetyltransferase activity; DNA binding
Source: RefSeq, a predicted model, not a curated record